AAACGGAUCAAAUUCUGUCACAUGGAUUUCAAAAAUUCUCUCGUGACCCUGUUUUUAGUUUUCAUUAAAAUUUAAAUACAAAACAAGGGGAAAUAGCUAAAAGCCCAAACGAUUUUGAUUUAUUUACAAUUCAUGCCCUUACUAGCUCCACCCAUAAACCCGACCCAUCUAAAACUUGGAUCCUAAAUCCCUAAAUCGUAACACAACUUCCCCACUUUCUUCAUUUCACGAUCUCUGAACAUUUUGUUCUUCACUCAUCAAUUCCACCAGCGAAAAUGACAUCUAAACUAAGAUUCACCAAGAAAAAGAAAGAAUCCCCACCAAAGAAGAAAAAGAAAUCCUCACCGACAAAGAAGAAGGAGGUUGAACCGGCUAAGAAGGAGAUGACUUUGUCCACGGGAAAGAAGAAACGGGGUAGAUCGUCUUCAGCAGAGGAACACGAAGCAGACGACGGCGGGUCGUCGUCUCAACCCACGAAGCGGCCGCGUCUUACUUCAAACCGUAACCCUAAAAAUCUUCAACCUAAUCUGGCUGCUGCCUCUGCUUCUCCUACUCAACCUGACAAUGAGGAGACACCCUUAGGACCACCAGCCACAUCAGAAGAUCCUCCACCAACGAAGAGACAAAAUCCGUCACACCAACAAGAUCCUCCGGAUGCAUCUAUUUCCCGGUCUUCCACGAAGGGCGGGACACCUUAUUCGGAGCAAGGAGACAAUGAGGAAAUGGGAUCGCAUGGUGAGCCUCCCAGAUCACGAGAACCUAAUGCUACAGAAGAGCAAAUAAUGGUAAAGGAGAUGGCUGGAGGAGCAAUCAAACCACACAAGUUUUACUUCAAACCAGCUGAAUAUGGGAAACCCUGUAAGCUCUCCUCAAGGUGUCAUCAAACGAAGUUCAUCAAGUUGAUUGACAAUUUUCAUGCAACCGAGAAGAAGUGGUUUUACGCGCACCCACAGUUCAAGCAUAUUAUCCAUAUGGAGUGCUCCUCAAGGAGAAAGGUGAUGGGAUUGUGGAUGUUACUGAUUCGCACCAUAAAAGUCGACAAGAAGAGACAGACUUGGUUUGUGGUAAAUGGGGUUCCCAUUCGUUACUCCAUCAGAGAACAUGGUCUCAUAUCAGGACUAUACUGCCACACAUAUCCAGAAAACUAUGAGAGCAUUGGGAGUUUGAAGUUUGCUAAGAAGUACUUUCAGCAACCACCAAAGAAGAAGGGUGACGAUCCUCCUGAACUAAAAGUGACUGCAGCUGAUGUCCUAAAGAAGCUAAAGAAGAUGAAAUAUGAUGGUAGUCAUGAACGGUUGAGGAUGGCUGUGCUUUAUUUCUUGGCCACAGUCAUUUUUCAAAGAUCAAGGUAUGGAACCCCUAUAGACCAUUUUCUUCUCCGAAUGGUUAAUGAUCUUCGGGUGUGCCACACGUUUCCAUGGGGGCGUUACACCUUUGAUGACUCCUUGAAGGAGAUAAAGCAUAUGGUGAAGCAUUUUCGAGGAAAGAUCCCAACUGUAAAGGCUUCUUGGACAUUUCAUGGGUUUAUCAACCCACUGGAGAUAUUGGCAUUUGAAAGUAUACAAGUGCUGAAGGAAAAUUUUAGAGAAGAUAUUGAAGAAUUUGAUGAUAGCUGUCCAAGAAUGUGCAAGUCGAGAUUCCUAGCGAAUGGGUCGUCAGGAUAUGCGUUGAGCGAGAUAUAUGAGAAGCUCGGAGAAACAAAGGAAAUUUCUAAUAUUUUGAAACCAACUGGAAGCAAGUCAGAUCUAUCAGUUGAGAUCUUUGAUGAUGGGUUAUGGGAUGAUGUUGAGCUGGGAGAUGAUGGGGAUAUAGAUGACCCAAUUGUUGAUGGUUGGAACAAGAUUAUUAUCCAUGACCAAGUAAAAAUUCUUUGGGAGGAUCUGUACAAGAUGGAUGUCAAAACUCGAAAGAUAGAACACGAGCCUGAGAGGAUUUGUGAAGAACUUGAGGGUCCGAGGGUGUGUGAGGAAACUGAGGCAGGAUGUGAGAGUUUGGAAACAAGAGUUGCUCAGUUGGAAGCAAGCAUGAAGGUGAGAGAUGACAUAAUUGGUCAGUUGGAAGCAAGAAUAAAGAGUAUGGAAGAUGACCGCAACCCGAGGGACAGAUAUGGGAACAUGGAAGACUUGUUUGAUCAUGAUCGUUUUGACACUGGUGGAGGCCAAGAAAAUGAUGAUAAUGAUAAAGAUGCCACAAAGGAGGGUGAGACUGAAACCGAGCAAACGGCAGAAGAUGAUGCUGAUAAGGAGGCCACGAAGGAUGGAGAGAAUGAGCCUGAGAAAGAAAGUAAGGUUGAUGCUGAUAAGGAGGCCACAAAGGAGGGUGAUAAUGAACUCGAGGAGAUGGCAGAAGAUGAUGCUGAUAAGGAGGCCACAGAGGAUGGAGAAAAUGAGCAUGAGAAAGAUAGCCAUGUUGAUGCUGAUAAGGAGGCCACAAAAGAAGGUGAGAAUGAACCCGAGCAGAUGGCAGAAGAUGAUACUGAUAAGGAGGCCACGAAGGAGGUUGAGAAUGACCCUGAGCACACACUGCAAGAGGAUCUUGAAGUGAUGGUGGCGGCUGCAGAGAAGUUUGAGAAAGAAGUUGUGGAGAAGAAAGCUGCAGAGAAAGAAGUUGUGGAGAAGAAAGCUUGGGAGAAGGAAUCUACGGAUGAAAAGGAUGGAGAUGCUGAAGAAGAUUCACCGAAGAAGACGAAGAGGGUGCCAAAGCCUUCUCGUAUGAAGCAGUCUCCAUAUGUUGAGAAGUAAUCUAUGUGUUUCUUGUAUUUGGAACAUAUAGCUUUAUGUUGCUUUUGGAUGUCGGUGUUGCUUUUGCCAAACAUAAGACUUGUGUUGCUAUUGUGAAACUUAAGACUUGGUGUUGCUUUUGUGAAACAUAGAACUUGUGUGUUUCUGAUUUAGUAGUGAACUUGUGUUUGUCA
Messenger RNA from Brassica napus (rape), 2914 nucleotides. RefSeq lists its product as uncharacterized. The record is from RefSeq and is a predicted model, not a curated record. NCBI's taxonomy places the organism in Eukaryota, Viridiplantae, Streptophyta, Magnoliopsida, Brassicales, Brassicaceae. The transcript is spliced from 6 exons. The coding region runs from base 276 to 2741 and encodes 821 amino acids.